AUGGAUGCAUAAACGCCAGUCACACACGUCAAGAUAAGGUUAGACCGUUAUACAAGUGUGAGAAAAAUUCCAUGUCUUAGAUUAUACUCUCCAGUGAGAGAGUUAUGGCAAAUGCUGGAAAUCUGAUAUCACCAAGGAACUUUAAUCCAAUAAUAUUCAAUCCAUACCACUAUGCAACUAAGCUCAAAACCUUGAGGUUGCUCUCUCGGUUUCACUCUUACAACAAUAAUGCCACUGUCACUGCUUCCAAAAGAAAGGAUGACUUGCAAUCUCCAUUGAUUGGGAAGAACACGAGCAGGGCUCCUCGCCGUCUGAUCACAAUAUCACCAGGUGAUGGCAAAUAUCAUGGGGAUUGGACUUGUGACUAUCGCGUCUCUUUGCACGACCUAGAGUUACAGGAUUUGAUUGAAGAUGAUAAUAACUCACGUAAGGAUGCUCAAGUUUUCAUCAAUCUCUCUAUCCAAAAGUCCGUUGAACAUGGUAAUGCCAGCAUGCUAGCUUUGGUUUAUCGGUGGAUGGAAGAGUCACCACAUCCUUCACUAGAAAAUGUAGCACCUGUUCUUCUCCGUAUUGCCGACAGCUGUAGGGGAGGGAUCCGAGACUAUAAUGGUUCGGUUAUUGUUUCAUUUGCUUUCAAGUUGGGUGUUUGUUCGAUUACGCAAGCUGAGCUUUGGGCCGUUGUGCUUGGAAUUCAAAAUAGCAUGGUCACGUAGAUACAAGGAUCUCAUGGUGGAAUCGGAUUCGAAGGCUGCUCUAGCUCUGGAUACAGAAUGGUUGCGCCAAGCAUUUCAUGCUUGUUUUCAACUGGUUCAUGCAGUUAGAGCUUAUGAGGAUAUUGGUGGUCUUUUCUCCCGGUGUCACACACACCAGGAACCAGGAGGCAAAUCAAGUAAUGGAUAUUUUGUCCAUAUUUGGUCUAUCUAGUGACACUGAUGUUCAUGUUUUUGAGUUUAUUCCUGCUUUUCUUUGUAAUGCUGUGACAGCUGAUGCUGCAUAUAUUUUGUUUCCUCAUGGUUACUAAAUAAAGAGUUUCGUAAUUCGUUAGGGGCUUCCAGCCCCUCUUGACCACCAAAAAAUUAUGCUUAGUUUCUUUACCAAAAAUACAUUAUACACCUAAGAAUUUCUUGGAAUGAAAAUGUGUUAUUUGCCUGCA
This is a messenger RNA of Glycine soja, 1153 nucleotides long. Its product is annotated as large ribosomal RNA subunit accumulation protein YCED homolog 2, chloroplastic. The transcript has 4 exons. The coding region runs from base 105 to 713 and encodes 202 amino acids. NCBI's taxonomy places the organism in Eukaryota, Viridiplantae, Streptophyta, Magnoliopsida, Fabales, Fabaceae. The record is from RefSeq and is a predicted model, not a curated record.